Puccinia triticina is the source of this 1179-nucleotide messenger RNA. RefSeq lists its product as uncharacterized. The transcript has 6 exons. The coding region runs from base 1 to 1179 and encodes 392 amino acids. The record is from RefSeq and is a predicted model, not a curated record. NCBI's taxonomy places the organism in Eukaryota, Fungi, Basidiomycota, Pucciniomycetes, Pucciniales, Pucciniaceae.
AUGCCGCUGACCUAUUGGGAAAAGCUGAUCAAUUUCUACUACAAGCUAAUUGUUGGCACCAGCGGAGCAGCAAACCCAGAGAUACAAAACUUGGCCACAAAACUGCUCACUGUGACCUUAAAGCUCUCCUGCAGCAUCUCCCUCCCAGUGCCCAAGCUAGAACCAGGCCUGCAUCCGCGGGUUUUGAGAGCAGGCAUGGGUGGCCUGCUCUACCAAAACCCUUCAGUCAAAGAGGCUGGACAGGAUGCCUUGCAGCCCAAGCUCAACAGCCUCUUGGACCCCUAUACAUCCAUGAUGAUCCUUGCUGUCGGCACUGAAGAUUAUCCCAUUUCUGACAGCUUUUUUCUUGCUGGGUUCUCAAGCUGCAAACCUAAGAGGUUCUUUGGCACCAAAGAUGACUUGUUCAUAAAACAGUUUGAAAACCAGCUUUCUCUUGUUACUUCAAGAUUCCUGCUUUCUCCCUCACUCCCAUUAGCCGCCAAGCCAAGAUUUCCGCAAGCUGACCACCGUUGCAAUGAUGAUGAUUGCGACUAUCAAUGCCAGACCACCCAGACUGAUGAGCAGCUUCCGCUGUCUAAGGGGCUUGGCUCCAAGGACAACCCGUCCCCUGGCGGCUCGCCAGCGCGGACCAGGAAGAUUCGUCAGCGGAAGCUGCUCGUCAGUCUGGCUGGCCUGGCACUGAUAGUUGCCAUCAUCAUCAUUGCAACCGCUGUCACCUUGCGCAAGUCCCGGCUGGGUUUCGCUGAGGAGUUGGCAAGAAAGAUUAGCUUUAUCUUGGACGAUGGCGCCUGGAAGAAGCCCAGUAGGGCUAAGGUUGACAUGUACUUUGCGGACCCUGAGAUGGAAGUAAAUGGGCUUGCCGGUGGAUCCUUGGAUCAGGAACAGUUUAUUGGGAUCGUUUGUUGGCCAAACAAAAAGGCCAUGUGUCUCAUCUUUGAUAAACAUAUUACUCCGGAGCCCCGGGAGCACAAGGUCAAUGGCAAGCGCGUCAGCCAGGAAUUGGUUGACCUCAUGGCUAAGGAACAUAUAAAUGCAAUGCGACUCGGGCCCGGCAAACAUCUCCACAGUCCCACUCUACCUACCGCCGUCAAAGGCAAAACUUUUGCCUACUUUAUGAGCCAUUUAUUCCAAGCUCACCACAAAUCACAUCUGAGUGAUUUCUUGGAAGGUGCAUGCUAA